Molecule: messenger RNA, 2398 nt
Organism: Atta colombica
Lineage: Eukaryota; Metazoa; Arthropoda; Insecta; Hymenoptera; Formicidae
Product: zinc finger protein 267-like
Exons: 4
Coding region: 252-2396 (714 amino acids)
Biological process (GO): regulation of transcription by RNA polymerase II
Cellular component (GO): nucleus
Molecular function (GO): RNA polymerase II cis-regulatory region sequence-specific DNA binding; zinc ion binding; DNA-binding transcription factor activity, RNA polymerase II-specific
Source: RefSeq, a predicted model, not a curated record
GGUGCGAUUACACGUAGCGUGGUACGCGAUACGCGGUACAGAAACUAAGGAAAAAGUUACAUGAUCGUUACUUUGAUUUAUCCUUCCUAUGGCGUUGGCGGCGACAACGACGGUGACGGCGUUGGCGAUGACUGGUGGCGGUGGUUUUGUGCUAGUGUUUAUCGCUCUUGUGUAUGUCACGCAAUUGAAAACCUUCUUUCUCUUUUUGUGCAAUUUUUCAAUAUUUGUGAUUUGUUUAUUGUGAAAAAAUAAUGUCGGGAUAUCGCAAGGUGAACUAUUACGAAUUAUGUCGAUUGUGUACCAGCAGUGAAGGUAACAAGAUGAAUAUUUUUCGUGAUGAAGGACGUAGACGACAAUUGCAAACAAAAAUACAGACGUAUCUUCCGAUACAGAUUAUGGAGGAGGAUUCAUUACCAAAAAUUGUAUGCCAUGAAUGCGUCAAGAAGCUAGAGAAUUUCAUAGAAUUUCGAGAAACUGUUGUCAAUGCUGAGGGUAUGUUGGAAUCUUAUUUCACUUCACUUCGUUUUUCCGAAGAAUUUCUGAAAGAAGGAAAAGUUUAUGUAAAGAAUACUGAAAAGGAAAGAUCGUCUACACCAGAGGAUGAAGUUCUAAAGUCAUUGGAUAAACCAAUAUCAGUGGGAGAUCAAAUAAUAAAUAAUCAACAAACAACAGAUCAAAUACAUCAGCAACCUGUCGUAGUUAGCAAUAUAAAUACUUCUAAUAUACAAAUUAUUAGUGGUGUUCAAGCAAGGGUACAACAAUACAAAUGUGCUAUGCAGAUGCAACCAGGUGGUAUGGCAGCAGCUGUCGUUGAAGCUACAGCAGAGACUCAUUACAGUUACCAACAACAAACUUCUCAAGUAUCACAACAAUCAAAUGAAGCACAAAAUCAAAUCAGUGAUCAACAAAAUCAGCCUCCUGUAAUUCAAACACAAACUCAAAAUCAAGUACAGAAUCAUAGCCAAAUAAAUCAGCAAGUACAAUCCCAAAGAGCAAUGUCUCAACAAUUGAAUCAGUCGGCACAGUUAUCUCAACAGGUUCAACAACAGAGUCAAAGUCAAAUCAGUCAACCAGUACAGAAUCAAUCACAAAUAUCACAGCAACUUCAACAAUUACAGAGACAACAACGUGAAUUUGAAAAGCAACAUAGACAACUUCAACUUGAAAAACAGCAAGUGCAAAUUAUAACACAACAAGAGUUUUCAGUGAAACAAGAGACACCAGUUGUACAUCAAAAUAAUAAUAUAGUUUUCAAAACUGAAACAGAUAUAGAACCGAAUCAACAAAUUAUACAAAAAAUACAAUCCGAAACCCAAAAAGACGAAUCUCCUAACCCAACUGUACAAACUUAUACUACAGUACAAGCAACGCCAGAAGUAUUUCUAAAUUUAGGUUUCAAAGAGACUCCAUUGAUGAUUCGAGACGACAAAGAUUUUAAAGAAUUGACAAAAACGUCGUCUGAUGAUGGAAUGUCUCGUAAUUCAAUUGAACAGAUCAGAGAAUUUCUAAGGCUUAGAUCAGGAUCAGAGCCAAAUUCUCUAAUCACUGUCAAUCCUCAAGGACUUUCACAAAAUGGAAGAAACGCUAUUUGUCGCGAUUGUGGUAAAAGCUUUCCUUCAUUCAAUCAAAUGAGCAAUCAUAAUUGUAAUGUUGAGACACUUGUAAGCGAACCAUCAGAUUCCGGAAGUAAGGAUGAUUCCUUGCAAACUAAUGUUAAUUCUUUUAAUUGUGACAUUUGUAGUAAACCAUUUAAACGGAAAGAGCAUCUUUUCCAACAUCGAAAAUUACAUACUGGUGAGCGACCAUAUGUGUGCACGACAUGUACAAAAGCAUUCAGUCGUAAAGAACAUUUAGUUAGACAUUCGGUUUCUCAUACUGGACAGAAAAUGCACGAAUGUGAAAUGUGUGGUAAAAGUUUUUCACGUAAGGAUAAUCUACAUAAACAUCGAAAAACGCAUGGUGUAUCUGGUCCUUACAUCUGUGAAACUUGCGGAAAGUCAUUUGUUGUAAAACAUUAUUAUGUAAUGCAUUUAACUACUCAUGCGGUAGCUGUCAUGGAUGGUAUAAAUUGUCCUGAUCCAUUUCCAUAUAAAUGCGAUAUAUGUCACAAAGCAUUUUCAGUAAAACAAUAUCUUACUACACAUAGACUUAGACAUAGAUCGAAAAAUAAUAAUUCUGCACAAAAUAGUUUAAACGGGCAUCAACAACAAUCGAAUCCUACAAAUAAUGUGAAUGUAGUGACAAAUAACGUUAAUAAUACUGGAAAUUUAAAUAAUAAUGGGCAAUCUAGCAAUGAGUCGACUGUUGAAAUGCAAAGCGUUAUUGAACGAAACGAACAAGUUAAUAAUUCAUUUGCUAACAGUCAGUAUCAUACUAAUGUGCAAGAGUUUCAAUGAGA